AUGGAGAGACUGCUUGCCAACCGCCUCAAUUGGUGGCUGGAGUUUUGCGGCAAACUCCCUAAUUCCCAGUUUGAUUUCCGCAAACAGCGGUCCUGCAUAGACAAUCUUACCUUGCUUUACGGAGAAAUUAUUACAAGUUUUCAAGAAAAUAAAACAGUGUCAGCUGCCUUUUUACACGUUCAAUCGGCGUAUGAUACUGUGUUAGCAGACAUUUUGACUGAAAAAGUUAUCUCUUUAUGGGUUCCCCCUCAAACAGCUCGUUUCGUGUACAACCUAGUCUCUGAACGGCAGAUAACUUGCUGUUUCGGGGACUUUGAAGACGUUAGGUUGGUCAACAGAGGCCUCCCUCAGGAAUGUGUCUGUAGUCCCAUCCUGUAUACCAUCUAUGUGAUGGAGCUGGACAGAGUGUGUUUGAAUGGGUGUAAAAUCAUCCAAAAUGCAGAUAAUGUGUGCUUGUAUUCUUCCACUGUAGGGAUAAACAAAGGACUAAACAAACUAAAAAAGACGUUAAACAAUGUCGUAAAUGUCUUAGAUCCGCUCGGCCUUGGUCUAUCAGCACCUAAAACUCAACUCUGCGUGUUUAGCCAAAAUGAUCAAAAGCUUUCGGAGGCAGCUUACAUAAAUAGCAGGUAUACUUAUAAAAAACGCACACUAGAAAUCACGAUAGCAGACACCAGAGUUUUCUUUGUCUUCAAAGUUAAGUUUCUGGGCAUGAUUUUUUGCUCUAAUUUGGACUGGACCUCCCACGUCAUGAGCUGA
Molecule: messenger RNA, 759 nt
Organism: Pseudomyrmex gracilis
Lineage: Eukaryota; Metazoa; Arthropoda; Insecta; Hymenoptera; Formicidae
Exons: 1
Coding region: 1-759 (252 amino acids)
Source: RefSeq, a predicted model, not a curated record